Messenger RNA from Cynocephalus volans (Philippine flying lemur), 6356 nucleotides. RefSeq names its product TGF-beta activated kinase 1 (MAP3K7) binding protein 3 (gene TAB3). The record is from RefSeq and is a predicted model, not a curated record. Gene Ontology annotation, molecular function: ubiquitin binding. Bases 430 to 2583 code for a protein of 717 amino acids. Gene Ontology annotation, cellular component: extracellular exosome. The transcript has 10 exons. Gene Ontology annotation, biological process: positive regulation of canonical NF-kappaB signal transduction. Lineage: Eukaryota; Metazoa; Chordata; Mammalia; Dermoptera; Cynocephalidae.
CGAGUCCCGCGCGGCGCGCACCCGAGGGGGGUCGGGCGGGGAAGCGGUGCCGGCCCGGACCCCCCGUGGGAACAGGCGACGGGCGUGAAGGCGAGGCGACGGCAGCGGACGGGGAGCAGCGGCUGCCGGAUUUCUAGACUACUGAAAAGAAGGUGCUUUCAGAGCUGGAGAUGUGAAAAAAACUCCUGUACCAGGGCUCACAGACCAUCUUGAGGAUUCCAUCCAGGAAACUACAUUGGAUUUGGUUAUUAUGUCUCCUUAGGCUCCUCUUGGCUGUGACAGUUUCUCAGACUUGCCCUGUUUUUGAUGACCUUGACAGUUUUGAGGAGUACUGAUCAGAAAAUGACUGUGGUGUUGGAAGAUCAUUACUUUUGGAAGGCUCAUUAACAUCCAUUUCCUGAGAGAAAUUUGACCACCAUUUGCUCUGGCAUGGCGCAAAGCAGUCCACAGCUUGAUAUUCAGGUUCUCCAUGAUCUCCGACAACGUUUCCCUGAAAUUCCAGAGGGCGUCGUGUCUCAGUGCAUGUUACAGAAUAACAACAAUCUUGAAGCCUGUUGCCGAGCCCUUUCCCAGGAGAGUAGCAAAUACUUGUAUAUGGAAUACCAUAGUCCAGAUGACAAUAGAAUGAAUAGACAUCGACUUUUGCAUAUUAACCUGGGUAUCCAUUCUCCUAGUAGCUACCACCCUGGAGAUGGAGCUCAACUUAAUGGUGGUCGAACUCUGGUACAUAGCUCAAGUGAUGGACAUAUUGAUCCACAGCAUACAGCAGGUAAACAGCUGAUAUGUUUAGUUCAGGAACCACACUCAGCUCCAGCUGUUGUGGCUGCUACCCCCAACUACAAUCCAUUUUUUAUGAAUGAACAGAACAGAAGUGCAGCUACUCCUCCUUCACAGCCACCUCAACAGCCAUCUUCCAUGCAAACAGGAAUGAAUCCAUCUGCUAUGCAAGGGCCUUCUCCACCACCACUGCCACCUCCUUCAUAUAUGCACAUACCUCGGUAUAGUACAAAUCCAAUUACUGUUACAGUAUCCCAGAACCUCCCUUCUGGACAGACUGUACCAAGAGCUUUACAAAUUCUUCCACAAAUUCCAAGCAAUCUCUAUGGGUCUCCUGGUUCUAUUUAUAUUAGACAGACAUCUCAGAGUUCAUCAGGAAGACAAACGCCUCAGAGUACGCCAUGGCAGUCCUCACCACAGGGCCCAGUGCCUCAUUAUAGCCAACGUCCUUUACCUGUUUAUCCACAUCAACAGAACUAUCAGCCUUCUCAGUAUUCUCCCAAGCAACAACAGAUCCCUCAAUCUGCUUACCAUUCACCACCUCCUUCUCAAUGUCCUUCACCCUUCAGCUCUCCACAGCAUCAAGUGCAACCUUCCCAGUUGGGCCACCCGAGUUCCCACGUCUUUAUGCCACCUAGUCCUUCAACUACUCCACCCCAUCCAUACCAACAAGGACCUCCUAGCUAUCAGAAACAGGGAAGCCAUUCGGUAGCCUAUCUCCCAUACACAGCAUCUAGCUUACCCAAAGGUUCCAUGAAGAAGAUAGAAAUUACAGUUGAACCUUCUCAAAGACCCGGGACAGCAAUUACUAGGAGUCCUUCACCCAUCAGUAAUCAGCCAUCUCCACGGAAUCAGCACUCACUAUAUACAGCCACCACACCACCUUCAAGUUCUCCUUCAAGAGGGAUAUCUGGUCAACCAAAACCUCCAUUUAGUGUUAAUCCUGUGUAUAUUACAUAUACACAGCCAACUGGACCUUCAUGUGCUCCAUCACCAUCUCCUCGGGUGAUACCAAACCCAACUACAGUUUUUAAAAUUACCGUAGGCCGAGCAGCGACUGAAAAUAUUUUAAAUUUAGUGGACCAAGAAGAGCACUCUGCAGCACCAGAACCUAUUCAACCCAUUUCAGUGAUACCAGGCUCUGGGGGAGAAAAGGGAAGCCAUAAAUAUCAGAGGAGUUCUAGUUCUGGAUCAGAUGACUAUGCCUAUACACAAGCCUUGCUGUUGCAUCAGCGAGCAAGGAUGGAGAGGUUAGCAAAGCAAUUGAAACUUGAGAAAGAGGAGCUAGAGCGGUUGAAGGCUGAAGUGAACGGUAUGGAGCAUGACCUGAUGCAGAGACGGCUCAGAAGAGUCAGCUGCACCACCGCGAUCCCAACGCCUGAGGAAAUGACAAGAUUGAGAAGCAUGAACAGACAACUCCAGAUAAAUGUUGACUGUACACUGAAAGAAGUUGACCUCCUUCAAUCUAGAGGAAACUUUGAUCCAAAAGCCAUGAAUAAUUUUUAUGACAACAUAGAACCUGGCCCAGUUGUACCACCCAAGCCAUCUAAAAAAGACUCCUCAGACCCCUGCACAAUUGAGAGAAAAGCCCGAAGAAUUAGUGUGACCUCCAAAGUACAGGCAGAUGUCCAUGACACCCAGGCAGCAGCUGCAGAUGAGCAUCUAACUGGCACCAAACAAAGUCCUCGGACACAUCCCCGAGAUGAAGACUACGAAGGGGCUCCAUGGAAUUGUGACAGCUGCACCUUUCUCAAUCACCCAGCACUAAAUCGCUGUGAGCAGUGUGAGAUGCCGCGGUACACUUGAAGUCAGAAGAGUUGGCACCAAGUUGAGAGUGAAACUUUGAGCACCCACCAGAAAAAAAGGAAACCUCGGGAAUCUGUUCAUCUGCCCAGCCUUUUCAUUUCCGAUUGCACAGGAGGAAAAGGAAUGGCAUUGUGGUCGCUGUGCUCAUGAAAGGGAAAAUGGGGAGGUGUUUUUUUUCCUUUCUCAACUCACUGCAGAGUGAGAGAUAGAAAGGGAUACUUGAAACUGGGAAAGGAAUCACCCCUGAAAGAAUGUGUGUAGAUAAGUCAAGAGCUCUUCUGUGGAAUCUCAAUUGUUAAAGUUACUGCUGAAUAGCCCUUAUUUUUUAAACUAGAACUUUGAAUCGUGGUAUGAAAUGUUACAGUUUAUGCAGACAAACUGUGAAUUCCCAGAGCAGACUUACAUGGUCACAGCUCUCUGGAAAACCAAGGCUCCCCAUGCUUCACCCAGAAUAUGAUUUUCUUUUUGGACAAGAUGAUAAGGGUAUUUGCAAUUGCUGCUUUUUUCAGGGGUAAAUUCAAACACAUACAUAUACACAAACAAGAUGUUUUAAAAUGUGAUUUGUAGCAGUCAGGAAUUAGGCAUAUUAUGCCCUUUGUUUGAAAGUACAAUCAGAGGUGAUAAGAUCCCUUUGGCUUGUACAAUGAUUCAUCAAGCUGUAUCAACACUGGUAACUAAGACCUAAUUAUGCCACAUAAGAGAUAUAUUUUUUAAGUUACUGCAUGCUUUUAUUAGGCUAUUCGUUUUAAAAAUAACAAAUAGGUCCUUAUAAAGUAUGAUUUUAUAAAUGACAUUCUUGUAAAACUGCGCUUUGCCAAUAGCACAGUGAAUGUAUGCCAAAUGUAAGUCCAUUCCAAAAUCCAUUUGGAAAUCUUGAGCUCAGCUGUGGUUCUUAAGAAAUGUUUGCAGUCCAUAGGGCCUUUUUUUUCCUCCCAAUUUUGUUAUGAAUUCAUAAUGUUUACAGCACAGAUAAUACUUUGUGCCAUAUUCCUAAUUUAGUUGGAAAAAAAUCAAUAUUAGCUGUUCAGUAAAGAUUUAUGUGCACAUAUGUGAAUAAACUAAUGUGAGGGAAAUUAUAGUUGGCCAAUAUCAUAAAGUUGCACACUGCAUUAUUUGGGGAGCAAGAGAAGGCUACUCAAGGAAUAUUAUUAAAAGAAAGAUAAAUACAGAGGACUUUGAAACAAAGAACUUUUUAAAUUGAACAUAGCUGUAUUCAGCGAUCAUAUUGAGUUCAUUCAGGCAGUUCAGGUAAUAUUAAAACACUCAUUUAUGAAACAGAACUUCAAGGUGUGGAUAACUGAAGAGAUGUAAAAUCAUGUGACUCAUUAGGGUACAUCACUGGACAAUUAAUAAUAGCACAUUUAAUUAAGGUCUCUGCCAUUGUUGAAUUUUCUUCUUAGCUCAGUAUUGGAUUUUGGAAUCUCCCCUCAUUUUGGUGAAUAUAAACAGCAAUAAAGUUGGUAGGUUUUCCCAUCCUAAGGGAUUUCACCUGAGGUUAUAACCUUAGGAAUAUCCACUUUCUCAUACUAGGUGCCCUCCUAAACAAACAUAUAUACACACCCUUCAUGCUGUCAUUGUAUUCUGAUUUAACAGUAAUCCAUGGCAAACCUGGAAAAACAAGCUGCACUUAAUAGCAUAAUGAAACCAAAGGCAUGAUAAUUCAUAAUAAUUUUCCAUCAAAAUCAUAAUUUCACACUCUAGCUUUGAAAACAUUUUUUCUUAUGUGGAAAAUUCCCCAAAAUAUCUCCACUCGUCUCCCAAAGUAGGCAUGGUAAUGUAAUUACCCUGAUAAAACAUCACUCGUACAACAGCUGUGGCAAAACUGUGAAAAUAAUGGUAAGAAAACAGGCUUAAAAGCAUGGACCUAAAAACAGCAUUCUUUAAAGGCUUUUGUAACACUGGUCUCUGUCUUCAAUAACAGUCUAGCAAUCCUACUGUUCUGUAAUAUGCCUUUGCCUUUGUAUGGUUUCAUAUUUCUUUAGUAAUGGUCAACCGAACUUGGUUUUCAGUAACAAUUUAGGGGAAAAAAUAUAUAUACUGCUUGGUGUACUAGCUAAAAGGUUUACCAGUCUUCAGUGACGUGCUGAAGUAGUAGCAAUUAACUUGGCAGUUGACAGUUGAGAAUGAAAGUAGCAUGUCUGAAAAGUCUGAUGCUUUAUUAAAACCAUGUAGAUGACUUUAAAACUAUUGCAUGAAAAUACAUCAAGGCUAAUAAGCUGUUUUCAUACAGUAGAUGCGUGGUUUCAGUCCUUUGGUAAUAUAUCUAGUCAAUCAUUGUUUUCACCUGCUAGGAAAAAUGAGAAGACAGUGUAUUUCAUAGGCGUAGAGGGUGGGGUAUGAGACAUCAGAGAUUGACUUUAAGGAAGUUUCGUACACAUUAAUUUUUAAUUGCCUACAAGUUUCAUAUGCCAACAUAGGCUGUAUUCAGUUUUUAAAAUGAGCAAAAUGAUUUGACACUGAUAAAUUUGAUAUAUUGAACUGUGUCCCAUAUAUAGACUGCUGCUUGCCUAUGACCAGUUGGAACAAGAAUUCACUAACCUUCCAAGGUGCCUAUUCUAAAGUGUCUCCUAGUCAGAUUGGUAUGUACAGAUAAUUGGCAUAUAAGUGGCAGGAUAUAAAUUGGAUGAUGCCUGGUUACUGAGGUGCCUAUGCUCUUUGGAUCAGUUGGUGUACUUCUUGUUUCUUGUAAGAGGUUUUCUUAAAAUACGACUAGUUUCAUGUAUCUGGUAACAUAGAACUGACUGUACAUUUUACAUUAUUUCACUGUUUUAUAAGCUGGGUUUUUAGAAAGCACGUUUGCCAUUCUGUACAUUGCCCCAUAAAUUUUGGAGUAGUUCCUAAAAGUUUAUAAUAGAGGAGCCAGAAACUUUCUAAGCAUUGUAAAAUGUUCUGAAUUGAUAUUGACCUUGUUUGGGAGAGAGUAGAGUCAGGGGGUCUUAAGAAACAAAAGAAAUGCAUUGUAAAAAUGUAGUUUUAGAAAAGAUUAAUGAUGGUGGGGAAAAUGUUGCUAAUUUGUCUAUUUCCCUGGAAGAAAUGGGAAGUGUGAUAAGCAGUUUAAUUUUUAAGGAGCUGGUCUCAAUUUUAGUACUUUUUAAUUAUUAAAAGAAAUCAGUGUUUCCUUCAAUUUUGUCGUUGCUUUGUCACAGGUAUCUAGGGUUCAUAACCAACUUUCUGUGGCAACUCAAUUUUAUAUAGUCCUUUAAAAGGUUAUUGUAAUGUCUUUCUGGCAGUAUAAAUAAAAAGCAAGAAUAUAAGGCAUAAAAGAAUCAUCCUUUAAAAAUAUCAAUGAUGUAUCCUGGAAUGUGAAGACGUCCCUUUAUAGUUAAAAAUUGAAUUAUUUUAAUAUUGUAACAUUGUUAGACCUUGAAUGAGUCCUUGUUACAGUGUGUGUCUGUAUAUCUGUAAAGAAAAAUGACAAUUGAAAUGUUACAUUAAAAAAUCAGAAUAAAUUGGGCACUGUCUGUGUUGCACCACUACUGUAUCUUUUUGAAUGAAUUAACAGUAUUUUCCUAUUGUAAAAGUUAAUUCUGAGGAUGUUUUCACAUUCACCAGACAUGAUUUUUUUCUGUAUUAUUUGCAUCCCCAAAUAUUUAAUACAAGUAGAUUUUGCAUGGCUUGGGCAUUCAGAGAUUAAUAGAAAUGAUUACUCAAUUUAAAUUUCUAAAGCCAUGAAAAGUUGCUUUGAGACUGAACAAUUCAGAAUUCUUAUUUAUAAUGGCACCCAAUGUCCAAUGUUUCUUUUCUGUAAAAGAAUUGAUCAGUUUCUUCAUUAA